AUGUUAGAUUGCAGGCCAGCUGAUACACCAAUUGAACAGAAUCACCGGUUAGCGGAGUACCCUGACCAAGUCCCGACUGAUAGGGCGAGGUAUCAGAGGUUAGUUGGCAGAUUAAUUUAUUUGGGUCACACUAGACCUGAUUUGGCGUAUGCAGUAAGUGUGGUGAGCCAGUUCAUGCAUAACCCAAGUGAAGACCAUAUGGAUGCAGUCGUGCGAAUCCUGCGGUAUCUAAAUAGAGCUCCCGGGAAAGGCCUUAUGUUCUCAAAACAUCACUGCCUAGAGGUGAGUGGUUAUACUGAUGCUGAUUGGGCUGGUAAUAUUACUGAUAGGAGAUCGACCUCGGGUUACUUUACAUUUGUUGGAUGGAACCUUGUCACUUGGAAGAGUAAAAAACAAAAGGUGGUGGCAAGGUCGAGUGCUGAAGCCAAGUAUAGAGGUAUGGCACAUGGAGUAUGUGAGUUGUUAUGGUUACGUAAUUUAUUGCGUGAUUUGGGGUUCAAGCCAAAAAGAGCUAUGGAGUUGUUUUGUGAUAACAAAGCAGUUAUUGAAAUUUCACAUAACCCAGUGCAGCAUGAUCGUACGAAGCAUGUGGAAGUUGACCGGCACUUUAUCAAGGAGAAGUUGGAUGCAAACCUGAUUGCCUUCCCAUUCGUACCAACUGAGGAGCAGUUAGCAGAUGUUCUGACUAAGGGUGUGUCAGUCAAAGUAUUUCGUGACUCACUUGACAAGUUGGGCAUUCGAGAUGUGUAUGCUCCAACUUGAGGGGGAGUGUUGUGAGUCACAGAUAUUUUAGGAUUACUAUUAGGAAUAGAAUUAUACUAAUUGUAUAGAAUCAGGAUUGUAAUUGUGGUUUGAUUACUUUCCUUGUUAG
Rosa rugosa (rugosa rose) is the source of this 871-nucleotide messenger RNA. RefSeq names its product secreted RxLR effector protein 161-like. Bases 1 to 762 code for a protein of 253 amino acids. Lineage: Eukaryota; Viridiplantae; Streptophyta; Magnoliopsida; Rosales; Rosaceae. The transcript has a single exon. The record is from RefSeq and is a predicted model, not a curated record.